AAAAUGGCGGUGGAUUGACCGUUCUUCGAGUUUCCACAUUUUCUACCGCAUCUGUGCAAAAGUAUUUCUACUUUAACAUAAGGGAGUAAGUUAUUAUACCACCGGAACUUCAGUGGUUGCAUUCUGUGUCGUGGAAGCCUUCGUUUGUCGUGUCAUCGCUGAAAAGUGCAUCGCUAUUAUCGGCCAGUCUGUGUUGAUCACCGUACCGUUCGUUCAGCAACCUUGUUUCGUGUGGAAAUUGGCUGUCAGCUGUGGUCGCUGAACACAUUGCAGUCUGCAUAUCGGUAUUUACAGUGUAAACAAGCAAUCGCAAAUAUGACUUCUAAAGACAACAAGGAUCCAAGCAAGCGAAUGAGCUUCUUUUCCAAUAUACGAAUGAAGUCAAAGCAGGAGAAAGCGAAUUCCUCUAAGUCAACACCAGCAGAAGCAGAUCAUGUGGAAAAAGAUUUUGAGAGACGUAUGAACAAGGAUUUGACAGAUCAGGAGGUCAUGGCUGCUUUUGAGAGAAUGUUGAUAGAUAUGAAUCUGACGGAGGAGAAAGCCAAACCUUUGAAAAGUAUGGAUAUGGCUACUAAACGAGAAAUGGUUGUACAGUAUAUUAGAAGAUCUGGUGCCAAAGGGGGAGGGAGACGAGACAGCACAACACUGAAACCUAGUGACUAUAUACAAGAACUGAAAAGUGGAAUUAAAGGAGAUCACUUACUACACAUGCUGGAAUCACUGAGGAUAUCAUUGACUAAUAACACAAUAAGCUGGGUACAGCAGUUUGGUAGAACCGGUUUAAAACUUGUGUUGAAAAUACUCAGAGAUUGUUAUGAAUACUCUGGUAAGCUGCAUCCCGAGAUUCAACAUGAAUGCAUACGAUGUCUUAGAGCGUUUAUGAAUAAUAAGUUUGGUAUCCAGACAAUGUUUGCGGAAGAGGAUGGUCUGAUAAAUCUGGCGAGAUCGGUGGAUCCAACACAUGAAGGAACCAUGAUUGAUGCUGUCAAGCUGAUGGCUGCUGUAUGUCUUGUUCCACCUGAUGACUGAAAUGAGAGGCUGAUGGAAUAAAUGACAUUUAAACGACGUCAUAAGGCAUUGUGCUCGUUUGAAUUAGGUCGUGACCCCAGUGAUGAUUUGAAUACGCAAUUAACGGUCUUUGAAGACCAAAAAGAAGAUGACUUGGAAGAACUUUCUCACAGAUAUAAUAAUAUUAGAAUGGAAUUAGAUGAUCCCCAGGAUUUAUUUACCCUUCUUUUAAAUACAACAUCGAAUACCGCUGCAGAACCUUUUUUUCUGUCUAUUUUACAACAUUUACUAUCUAUCAGAGAUGAUACAUAUGCAAGGCCACAGUACUAUAAACUCAUAGAAGAGUGUGUUGCUCAAAUUAUACUCCAUAAAAGUGGAAUAGACCCAGAUUUCAAGUCAACAAAGCGAUUUGUUAUUGAUGUUGAUCCGUUGGUAGAAGGACUGGCGGAAAAAGCUAGCGCCGAACAAAAUGCAGAGAAGGUGUCCAAGCUGCAGAAAGAUUUGGAAGAGGAGUGCACAGCGAGGCAAGAGUCUGAGGCCAAAUUGACGCAGGCAAAUACAAAAAUUGAACAACUGGAGUUGGAUAUGAACAAUUUGAAACAGAAGAUUGCAAGUGGUUCAGUGAACAUGUUAGAUAUUCAAAAUCCUGGAGGAGCACCGAGUACUGGAGCACCACCGCCGCCUCCUCCACCUCCUCCACCUCCGCCACCUGGUAUGGGUGGUCCACCCCCACCUCCACCACCUCCACCCCCACCACCUGGCAUGGGGGGACCACCACCCCCUCCACCUCCACCUCCACCACCUCCUGGCAUGGGUGGACCCCCUCCACCACCUCCGCCACCAAUGCCAGGAAUGGGUGGGGCACCUCCUCCGCCGCCACCACCAGGAGGGGGUGUAUUUGUGAUGGGUGCAGCGCCGUUGUUGGGAAACACUCCGUCACCCCAGGUUAACCAGUUGCCUUACGGAAUGCAAGCCAAGAAGCAAUAUGUGCCAGAAACACCAAUGAAAAGAGCUAACUGGGAUAAGAUCAAUGCAAGGAAUUUAAAGAAAGACUCCUUCUGGACUCAAGUGGAUGAGGGGCGCUUAGAGGAUGAUGAAAUAUUGAAAACAUUGGCAAAGACAUUUACAACAGCAAAACCAAAGAAAAUUGGCGGAACUGACGCAGCUAAGAAAGAACCGGCAAAGAAGAAAGUUAAAGAAUUAAAAGUCCUGGAUGGGAAAUCAGCUCAAAAUCUUUCUAUUUUCCUGGGUUCCGCUAAAUUACCCCAUGAGGAAAUCAAAAGGAGAAUAUUGGAGGUUGAUGGUGUGACUGAAGAAAUGGUAACAGCACUUUUAAAAAACAUGCCAGAGCCAGAACAGUUAAAUAUGUUGCUGAAAAUGAAAGACAAAUAUGACGACAUGAGUGAUCCAGAACAGUUCUGUGUUACGGUAAGUCAUAUAGACAUGCACAAGUGAACAAUUGUUGUUGACAUUCUAUCCUUUGCCUUAGAUUCACUUAUUGAAUUUUUUUCCCCACAGGAUAUUGUUGCAACAACAAAAGCAUGUGAAGAAAUGAAAAAUAGCAAAAAGUUUGGUGAAAUGUUAGAGCUUAUUUUAUUAUUGGGUAAUUACAUGAAUGCAGGUUCUAGAAAUGCUCAGUCUAUUGGCUUCCAACUUAAUUAUCUUACAAAGCUAUCUAAUACAAAGUCAUCAGAUCAGAAAACCACAUUGCUUCAUUUCCUAGCAAAGACUGUAGAAACCAAACACCCGCAUCUUUUAGACUUUGGUGAAGAAAUUAGCCAUGUUGAAAGAGCCUCUAAAGUUUCAGACGAAAAUCUUCAGAAGAAUAUUCAUGAAAUGGGGAAAUCAGUGAAGCAGGUGGAGACAGACUUGAAAUCAUUCCGACAGAAUCCUGAAGGGAAUGAUAAAUUUGGUGAUGUUAUGAAAGAAUUCAUAUCAGCUGCCAAAGACCAGUACGAGGUUCUAAACAAUAUGUACAAAAAGAUGCACCAGCUUUACUCUCAAUUAGGAGAGUAUUAUACUUUUGAUGUCAAGAAAGUGACAACGGAAGAGUUCUUUGCUGAUAUUAAUCAAUUCAGGAUGGACUUCUAUAAAGCACACAAAGAAAAUGUUAAGAUUAGAGAAGCGGAGGAAAGAACUCAGAGGUUGAAAGAGGCCAAAGAAGAGGCUGAGAGAAAGAAGAAGGAAAGGAAUGUGAAGAAAGCACUUGUGGAUAUGAAUACAGAUGAUGACCAGGAAGGUGUAAUGGAUAAUUUGUUACAAGCCCUACAGACUGGUACUGCAUUCAACAGACCUGGUGGUAGGAAACGUACGCCUAGAGCUGCCGGCGCUGAACGACGGAAACAGUUGCAGCGCUCGCGAUCACGCGUUGGAGGGCAAUUACUUCAAGGUUUCCAGGCAAACGACACUAACAAUAGUGACACACCCAAAUCGUCAAGGACUAGAGGGGUAGGGAAAACCCAUGACAAGGAAAACAUGCAGGGGUGUGAGGAUGCGUCUGAUGCGCAGCAGUUGCUUGAAAGGUUGAAAGCACUGUGAGGUUAUAAUCCUACAGAUUAGAUUGUUAGCAUACCGGAGUGUGUGUAAAUAUAUUAGGAAGUACGUUCAGGUGGAUGAUGAUUGAAAAAUCUUGCCAAAGCAUUGUGUGGAUUGGCUUAAUGAAUUGAUUUACGCCAUUUAGGAUACAUGAAUUAUGCACUUGAAGACUCCGCCUACAGAUGUCUGCCAAAUGUCUGCUAAUAGAUUGACUCUCAUCUUUUUUAAAUAAAUGAUUGAUACAAUGAUGUCUAAGCUGAACACUAAAGAGACUGUUUCAGUGAAACCUGUCUAAACUGAACACCAGAGGGACCGUUUCAGUGAAACCUGUCUAAGC
This is a messenger RNA of Saccoglossus kowalevskii, 3880 nucleotides long. Its product is annotated as protein diaphanous homolog 2-like. Gene Ontology annotation, molecular function: actin binding; small GTPase binding. Gene Ontology annotation, biological process: actin filament polymerization; actin cytoskeleton organization. NCBI's taxonomy places the organism in Eukaryota, Metazoa, Hemichordata, Enteropneusta, Harrimaniidae. The record is from RefSeq and is a predicted model, not a curated record. Gene Ontology annotation, cellular component: actin filament.